CUGCGUGUAGGAAGGAUUGAAUCAAGUGUCAAAACACAGCAAAAAAAAAAAAAAGCAACUCUGACAGUCUGUCAAAACCGCUGUUCUGGAUUUUAGAGAGCAGGCGUCUGCUCGAAGAGGAAUUGUGAAGACAAGAAAACUUGGUGUUAUGUUUCAGAUUCCUGAUGAAUAUGCCACUGCAGCCUGACUCAGUGCUGAGUGAUAUUUAAGCUUUGACUGAGUGCUGCUCAUCAAGACAACAUGGGUCGCUACCUGAGCACAAAAUUGUGUUCAUGUUGUGUGAACAGGACAUUGAAAUCAUACAGCAAAUAUAAAUACACAAUGAACCUUCUCAGAAAGGACCAUGGUCUGACUAAAGCACCACUCUGCCUUGACCUACAUAGAUAUUUACAGCUGUCACCUCCUCAACCUUCCAGGUUUGCAACAAAAGCCACUUUUAAAAAAGUAAAGCACAGCGAUACAAGCUCUACCUUUUAUAGCCUCCUUAGAGACUUUACAGAAGAGGCGAGACAUCCUCAGGCUCUGCGUUUUUAUUCAUCUUCUAAUAAGGAUGUCUUCAAAGCCAAAGCUCCAGUUGGGAUUUUUGACGAGGCUCAGAACAAUUCUCUUUUAAGUUCGGUUGGAGGGUGUCUUGGUCAAUCAUUUAAUCAAUUGUCCAGACACAUUAACAUUUAUUUCAAAAGAAAGGAAGUUUUAAGUCUGUCUGAAAAUGCCAGUGUUGUUGUGUCUACUCCAGAGUAUGCUUGCAGGUCACAGAGGAUUAGUCAAAGUCAGCUAGCAGCCACAGAGGAAAAACCUGAAAGCAAAGACACAACACAGACCUUGAAAUGUAAGGACAAACAGUGGGACUCUGUAACAAGUCAUUCAACUCAAGAAACAUCUGGACUGCAGUUAUUUCACAUCAGCUCUCUCACGACAAGAUUUGGUGAGGGUUACAAUUACGUUGCUCAUCACAUUAACACAGUUUUCUCUCAGGGUUUGGCAAAAGUUCAAAAACAGGAGAAUUUGGAGCCUCCUACCAAAGAGACAAAAAGAAGGGAGAAGAGACGAAAAAUACAAAUCAGAGGUAAACAGUCUCAAGUAAAGGCAGUACUGGAACCCAACAGUAACUCCAGUACCUGGGAGGAAGGAUACCUUCACUUUGCAAGGCACAUUAAUAAAUACUUUGGUGCCAAAGUAACAGAUGAAGCUCAGAAUAGGAAAGAACAACUUCUCAUAGAGAAGGAUUGGACUUACAAGAAACACCUUUUAACACAAUCUACCUCACAAACUCACAGUGCCAGUUCACAGCUGAAGCAAGAAGAAUCUAUCAUCCCAGGAGCUGCAGGCAGUUUCCACAGCAGCUGUAAUACAGCUAAAAUCAGUGAGAACUAUUUUCAAACAUCCCAACACAUCAAUCAGUAUUUCAAGGGUCAAAGUGGAUUGAAUGAGGACACUGAAUCCCAAAAGUCCCCCAAGAGACUGAAGAGUGUAUCUUUUAUGGAUUACCUUUGCAACCCCACAAGUACCAUUCCAGAACUGCUGGGUGUUUAUCGAAACAGCAACUCCAAAACUGCCAUCUCUGCCCCGCAGGCAGUAUUAAAUAAAAAGCUUGUCUUGAAUAGGAAGCAAGCAGAGGAAAUGACAUGUGUGUUCAUUGAUAGCCUGAGACUGGCUUCUACUCCAGAAGCUCUGACUGACUGCAUAGAAGCACUCAAUGAACACCUUAUCCACUACCCUUCAUGCAAAGCCAUAAUCUGGAAGGAGAAAAUUGCAGUUUCAAUGCUGAGACAACGAAAGAACUAUAAACAUAACCAGGAACUUCAGACUGCCUUAAGAGAAACUUUGGCUCUUAUCGGAUAUGCAGAUCCAGUCAAAGGCUGUGGCAUAAGAGUCCUCUCAAUUGAUGGUGGUGGAACAAGAGGUGUUGUGCCUCUUCAGAUAUUAAAGCUGUUGGAGGAUCAAACAGGCAAAAAGAUUCACCAGCUGUUUGACUACAUCUGUGGAGUGAGCACAGGUGCUGUCUUAGCCUUCAUGUUGGGUUUGGCCCGUUUUUCUAUAGAAGAGUGUGCUGACAUGUAUCGUCGUUUUGGUUCUGAAGUAUUCCGGCAAAACCCGCUGGUUGGUACCGUGAAGAUGGGCUGGAGCCAUUCUUACUAUAACACUGAGACCUGGGAGACGAUACUCCGAGAGAAGCUAGGUGAUAGAGUACUUAUUAAAACAGCCAGAGAUUUCUUCAGUCCCAAGGUUUCUGCAGUCAGCACAGUGGUAAACUGGGGUACCAGCCCUAAGGCUUUUGUCUUCCGCAACUAUAACCACAAACCAGGUUCUCUCAGCCGUUACGCAGGAGGCUCAGGCUACCAGAUGUGGCAGGCAGUGAGGGCAUCGUCAGCUGCCCCAGGAUACUUCCAGGAGUUUACCUUAGAAAAUGACAUUCACCAGGAUGGUGGAAUCACCCUGAACAAUCCCUGUGCCGUAGCUGUCCAUGAAAGCCAUUUGCUGUGGCCAAACCAGGACUUCCAAUGUGUGCUGUCCCUGGGCACAGGUCGCUAUGACAGUGCUAAGAAGGGACCUGCUACCUCCACGAGCCUGAGGGCCAAAAUCAGCAAUCUGAUCUGCAGUGCCACUGACACUGAAGGGGUUCACACCCUUUUAGAUGACCUGCUGGCCCCAGAUGUCUAUUUCCGCUUCAACCCCAUGCUGAGCUCUGAUGUGUCGCUUGACGAGAACCGGCCGCAGGCCUUGGACCAGCUGCACAGAGACACACAGAACUAUCUGGAGAGAAACCAGCCAAAACUGGCCAGACUUUGUUUAGUGCUUUCAGCAGAACGCUCAGUUAUUAGGAGAACUAAGGACUGGUUCAGUGAGAGGGCCUGGGAGAUGAAACAGAGAUUAAUGUGAGUAGGUGAGAUAAAAGAUGUCUACAAAGAGAUGUAUAUCAUAUGCAUAGAAGCUCACAUAACAGAAACACUUUAAAGGCAACAUCCAUCAUAUUAACACUGUUUGACAAAAUUUAGUUUUUUGGCUUUUGCUCUGUGUCAUGAUUUUGAGUUUAUGUGAGGCAACCAAAAGCUCAUCAUCUGAUGAGCUAAACAGUUCAAAUGUGCAGGGUUUUUGUGUGUUUUUGUCUGGUCGUUUGAUAUGUUUUCUUUUGACUUUAUGACCUAGACAGAAUACUCACAAGCACUUUGAUGCACUUUUUAAAAAAUGCCUAAUGUAUAAACAUAGGUCUUUCUGUCUUUGAAAAUCAAAGAAUAUUUAUUAAAGAGUCUAUGUUUCAUUAAACAUA
Molecule: messenger RNA, 3268 nt
Organism: Oreochromis niloticus (Nile tilapia)
Lineage: Eukaryota; Metazoa; Chordata; Actinopteri; Cichliformes; Cichlidae
Product: calcium-independent phospholipase A2-gamma
Exons: 9
Coding region: 241-2880 (879 amino acids)
Biological process (GO): arachidonate metabolic process
Cellular component (GO): membrane
Source: RefSeq, a predicted model, not a curated record